GAGAGUAGACACACUCAUCUUUUUCCCUCGUAUGGCCGAACUAGCGAGUGUGGGAUCAAGAGCUAGGACAACGUGAACGCGUGCAGUAGGAGGAUAUAUGAAAUAACGCCGAGCAGGGAGGGGACAGCGGGGAAACGUGAGGAAAGGUCCCUUGAUAGAGUCCCGACAUAGGCGGCCCUGUGUAUAAGGCUGCUGGGUGCCAUUUUUGGCCCUUCGAGCACCGCGCCGACUUUGAACUGAGAUGUCCCCAGCCGGCCACACCACCACCACCACAGCACCACCGCCGGAGAACACAGCCGGCGGUGGUGAGCGGAAAAUCUUCUUCAACUACUCAUACCUCAGAACAUAUGAAGGAAUACUCAAGCUGGCCCAACUAGUCAUCGCAGUGCUGGUGUUCGUCUCUGUCAUGGUCUCGGAACACCCUCGCGGCGGCACCUCGGACUGGAUCUCCUUCACGUCCAUGGGCAGCUUCUGGUUCAGUGGCAUGUUGUUCGUGAUGUACCUCGUCAAUGCUGUGGUCGUCCUCACUGACGUGCCCUGUGGAAUGCUGGAGCUGGUGUACACAUGUCUCUGGACGGCCUUCUGGUUUGUGUCGGGCUGUUUGGCGGCGGACUUCGCGAGUAAAGGCGCGGGUGUCGCCUUCAUUGUCGCCGCCUCCCUCAGCUGCCUGGCCACCAUCGUCUUCGGCCUCACCGCCUUCCUGCUGUACAAGAAGAGGAGGGCGGGAGCGCUGUCCUCUGCCCAGCCGCUCCGCACACACACCGACACCUCAGAUAUGAAUUUCUCUUAACCCCUUGGAUGCAGACUUCCUACCAGAAUACAUCACCAAGCUACAGGAGUGGAGCAAUAAGUGGCUGCUACAAUUCAGUGAAGAAAAAUGUAAAAUCCUGCACCUUGGGAGGGGAAAUCCAGCACCCCAAUACCGC
This is a messenger RNA of Eriocheir sinensis (Chinese mitten crab), 926 nucleotides long. RefSeq lists its product as uncharacterized. The transcript is spliced from 6 exons. The record is from RefSeq and is a predicted model, not a curated record. Gene Ontology annotation, cellular component: membrane. Bases 242 to 790 code for a protein of 182 amino acids. NCBI's taxonomy places the organism in Eukaryota, Metazoa, Arthropoda, Malacostraca, Decapoda, Varunidae.